AGAAAGUGUGUUCACCUGAUGUUGUGCUACAGGUAGCAGCUCUGUCUGCCAUUAGUUGUUGUGUGUCUUUAAGGCGACGACAUGAAUAAUUUGUUUUUCUGCGUUAUUAUGUGUGGUCACAAGAUCCCGUGUGUCCAUUAAAUCACGGCCGAUUACAUUCUGUCACAGCGCUGGGGAAGGUAAAUUAGAACAAUGUUUUCACUAAUUAUGUUGUAGAUUUUUGUGUAGUCACUCAUGGUAAGUGUUUACUUAUUUUAUUUUUAUAAAUACUAUUAAUAGUGUUAAUAUUUUGUUAUUCAACUAUUCAAAAUUUUUAAUAUAUUUUACUUAUCUUCUCUCAAGAAAACUAGGGCGAACGUAAAUAAAGCCACCGUGUUAUUCACAACGGGCUCUGUCUUCAAUGCAGCCCUGUAUUUAGCUUCUACCGAUAAGUGCAUCUCUCUCAUACAUAGAAAAUGAGAUAUACAAAAAAAAAUAUUUAAAAAAAAACAUUUAAAUCUGAAAUAUCUCCCACACCUAACCCACCGUGUUAUUCACAACCGGCUCUGUCUUCAAUGCAGCCCUGUAUUUAGCUUCUACCGAUAAGUUCAUCUCUCUCAUACAUAAAAAAUGAGAUAUACAAAAAAAAAUAUUUAAAAAAAAACAUUUAAAUCUGAAAUAUCUCCCCCCCCCCCCUUUUCCCCCCAAACCUCCCAGUACCAAUUAAACUAAAAAUCCAACCAAGCGUAUCGCUCGAAUUCCCAAGCGAACACAUUUCUGUGCUUUUUAUAGACGACCACUGCCACGUUUUAUGCGGUAAAUGUGUCAUUAACUGAACUGAAUAGAUACGUCCCCGGCCUCCGACACGUCACAUGACCACGUGCCACAAUGGUAUGAUUGUCCUCAAAUCUGAAUCAAGUAAUCUUGCUGGUAAGGCCUCCGGUCUGCUGAUGACGUCUUUCAAGUGAAUAUGCCUUGGCUGUAACGAGUUCCUAGGUCGCCAGUCAAUAAUAAUAUAUAUUUUUUUAAAUAAUAAUAAAAACUGAGACUAAAUCACAGAAGACGUAAGUUGUAUUUUAACAUAGCGGUUCUGAAUGAACUAAAAUUACCCAGUGAAUCAUGAAUGUAUGGUGUAGCGGUGCCCUGUCAUUGUGGUAGGCGAGGCUUGAAAUCGACAAUCUUAUUGAAGGGCAGCGUUUUAUUUGGAUUAAAAGUUAAAUUCCAAGAUUCUGCGGUGUCUGCAAGGUAGCAACUGGACUAACUCCUUCUGGUCGUUUUGAGCUUAAACGAGAUCAAAUGAGUUGUUUGUUUUUUUAUAUAACUAAGAAUUAGUUAAAUGUUAUACUAGACCCAAUCAAGCGAGCUAUUAAUAAUUUAUUUGUGGCAAGGUUUUAAAACUUUUUAUAACGUGUUUUGUUUUUGACAUAUCAUAAUUGUUAGCCCACGAAACAUUACAUAUGAUGUAUAUAAAAAGGAUGGGAAAAAACUGCGAGAUUAAGGAAUUUUUUUUUGAAUGGUUUGACUCGCUGAAUAUCUUUUACCUCAGAAUUUCCCCAGGUGGACUUGUAAACAAAUAAAAAUUUUAUUAAAAGUGUUAUUUGCAAUGAUAAAAAAAUUAAAAAUGUGGAUAGUGGAAUAUAGAUUAGUCGCUCUUAUAUACGGAUUUGUAAUUAGUUUUAUAUCAUUAUGAUUUUUAAAAAAAUGAAAGUUGUCGUGUUUCAUGUUUCGCGUACAGUUGAAAUAAAAAGGAUGUGGAAAGAGACAGUUCACAACAAUUCAAAUACAAAGGAUUAAAUUCAGAGAAACUACGUCACAGAAUGAGAGUCGUACGUUUCCCGAGCAAGAGUGUUCUCAUCACUGCGCUCAUUCUAUCAGUCUUGAUGCAUCAGCAUUUAGGACGAGCAGAUGACGGUAAGUGUGUAUGCAACCCAACACAUAUGUUAAGCUUACAUCGUCUUAUGAAUACAGUUCUGUAAGAUUAAAAUAAACCUCCACCAUCUGUCACCAACAUUAAAUUGUCGCGUGUCCACAUUAUUAUUUUUAAAAAAAAUUAUACCUCGCAUUUGGUUUGGUUUAUGAAAUAUUCUAACAAGGACACUGUUCCAGAGUCUCAUGACGACGUUCCAGCAGGGACCCUGGAUGAUGAAGAUUCUAGAGAAGAAGACGAUGACAAAGGUAAGUUAUCAGUCAACUAAAUCAAACAAGACUUGACUUACUAACCGGGGUUGUUGACUGAAAAGACAGGACAAUCAAACGAACGUUCUGACUAGAACUAAAAGCCUUCAGCAGAUGACAAAUAAAAUAUUAAAGUAUAAAGACAAAAAAGAUUAUAAAAACUUAGCUACGCCACUGAUUGCAUGUAAUAGCUACGCCACUGUUUCCAUGUAAUUAUGUUACUCAAAUUUCUAAAUUAUUAUAGACCUAUGAUAGUUUUCAUUGUUUUUUUUUUUUUGGUUUUUUUACAACUUGGCGAUGACAGCUUAGAAGAAAUAAAAGUACAUGAUUGGCAGUUAAUAUUAUAUUUUACUAUGCAUUUAUUUUUGUAUCCAGAUUCAGAUUAUAGCGCACCAAACCAAGAAGAGACAAACCAGGUAUGCAAGACAUCACUCAAAUUGACAUUUAAAGUCAGUUUUAAUAGUUUGGCCUUAUACAUGUUCUAAAUAAAAAUAAACAUUAUUUUGAAUACAAGCGCACGUAUAUAUUAGAAUAUGUAAUUUAUAUUCCAUUUUUGUUCUGUCCACACAGCCUAAUGGUGCCCCUGGACGAUGCAAAUACCUUCAAUAUUUAGUGAACGCCGGGUCAAAGAGUGGAACAGUGCUUGCUAAACUUGAUUGUGGACCACAGUCUUUAAGAUAUUCAAUACAAUCAGGUUAAUGUAGUACUUGAAAUAAAAUAUAUGUCACAAAAAUAUCGUUUGCACAAAUACCAAAAAAUUAUUAUUUCAAAAAUACAUAAAAGACAAAUGAAUAUUAAUACACUACAAUAAUUCUAGUAGAACGAAUGGAAGUCUCUCUCUCUCUCUCUCUAUCUCUCUCUCUCUCUCUCUCUCUCUCUCUCUCUCUCUCUCUUUAUAUAUAUAUAUAUAUAUAUAUAUAUAUAUAUAUAUAUAUAUUAUAUUAUAUAUAGUAUAUUGUAUAUUAAAGUUUUAACUUGUAUCUUCGAAAAUUCAACUCAACUGCUGCCAUGUAUAUUUGUUGACGUAUUUUUUAUUAUAAAACUAAUUUUUAACAUCAUUAUGUCUCAUCAGUGCCAUAUGAGGCGAAGUUAACUUCGACACAGACUGGGGAGGUUACUCUAGAAGAAGAUUUACCCCCGUAUAUCAUCUCCAUUGGUUACCAUGUCAGCGUCCUGUACCGUGAAAAUGACACAGUGUUUGAUGAGCUUCAGCUUCAUCAGUCUCUAUUCAACUCUACCGUUGGUAAGUUAAAGUUAGGGAGCGUUUGCGUCUAGCUUAAUCUAUGCAACAAGUAGUAAAUGGUGGUUGAACCUAUGACCAACUGUUCCUAUUGACAACACGCCAUCCAGUCUGUCAAUGACCAAAUGUUCCUAUUGACAACACGCCAUCCAGUCUGUCAAUGACCAACUGUUCCUAUUGACAACACGACAUCCAGUCUGUCAAUGACCAACUGUUCCUAUUGACAACACGACAUCCAGUCUGUCAAUGACCAACUGUUCCUAUUGACAACACGCCAUCCAGUCUGUCAAUGACCAACUGUUCCUAUUGACAACACGCCAUCCAGUCUGUCAAUGACCAACUGUUCCUAUUGACAACACGCCAUUCAGUCUGUCAAUGACCAACUGUUCCUAUUGACAACACGCCAUCCAGUCUGUCAAUGACCAACUGUUCCUAUUGACAACACGCCAUCCAGUCUGUCAAUGGCCAACUGUUCCUAUUGACAACACGCCAUCCAGUCUGUCAAUGACCAACUGUUCCUAUUGACAACACGCCAUCCAGUCUGUCAAUUACCAACUGUUCCUAUUGACAACACGCCAUCCAGUCUGUCAAUGACCAACUGUUCCUAUUGACAACACGCCAUCCAGUCUGUCAAUGACCAACUGUUCCUAUUGACAACAUGCCAUCCAGUCUGUCAAGGACCAACUGUUCCUAUUGACAACACGCCAUCCAGUCUGUCAAUGACCAACUGUUCCUAUUGACAACAUGCCAUCCAGUCUGUCAAUGACCAACUGUUCCUAUUGACAACACGCCAUCCAGUCUGUCAAUAGUUCAACUACUUUAACCUCCCAUAGAAAGAGAUUUUCACAAUUCCUGGAUAUUUUUUUUUAAGCAGCUUGAAUCUUGAACGCAUGGACGUGAUUGGAGUUUCCCCGUCCCCCCAAAUUGUGCAGGUUUUUUAUCAAAAUGGCUAUGUACUGUGGUGCAUCGAGUAAUAAACAACUUAACAAGCCGACCUAGUUUUGGUUUUGCCUCCCCCCCCCCUGAAAAAAAUCUGAAAUGACGCCACUGUUUGAACAUUUGAAUCAUUUACGUAUGGCCCAAAAUCAGACAGGCAUGCAUUCAUUUUUUAAAAAAUAAAACACUACAUAUUCUGAGAAGUGCAGGGGCGUAGGAAGAGGUUGCCGGGGGAAGUCACUUUUUUUUAUAUGUUUCGGCCAACUGCAGUGAGUUGGUUUUUUUUCGUGGGAGGGAGCGAAAAAAAUCUUGGUGCGCACCGGUCGAGACUUUCCUUCACUACGCCUCUGUGCAUAGGUCCUACUGAGGGUGUUUCAAGACACGGCACGGACAGCAGGGCCCAAAGAUGUAUUUAUGAUUUAUACAUAUAUAUAUUGCUCUAAUUUACCUCCACAUUUCCUCGUUACGACUGUGUACCUGGUCAUUCCCUAAUCCCUUCCAAUCACAUUGCUCUGAGCCAUUCUAUCCAACCGACUCCACAUUUCAAAGUGGCUCACUCAGUAAUAAAUAUUUCUGUUAACAUGAUGGUGCCAAUACCUGAGGCUGCUAGCUAAAGUUAGGCAACUAGCCGUGGUUAGGCCACUGGACGUAGUUAGGCAACGAUCAACGUACUAACCUUUUUUCAUGUUUGAAAAUGUGUUUAAGGAGAAACUCUAGACAAACAAAAUUAAUGCCGUACAUAAAAUAAUCGCUUUAUCUUGUCAUGUUACUUGUUCAAUAUUUAAAUGUAAAUCAAAGCCACUGAACACACAUCUGCUAUAGCCUAUAUUUCAUCUCCGGCGGCUCACAGGGCGAAAGAAUUGCUCCCAGUAUGCAAAGGAAGCUAUUGGCAAUGGUGAUGAAAAGACUGCCCGUAACAUCUUCACAGAGUGUCCCAUCGAUUUCGAAGGUUAGUAGGUACGUUACAUAUUUAGAGACUUUUUGAAAUGAGAUGACUUGUUACCCGAAACAAAGGCACGAUAUGCCAAGUUACCCAGGAGUUGUCCAAGGUACCUGUGUUAUCCAAAGUAUCCAGGUUACCCAAGUUAUCCAAAUUAUUCAGCUACCCAGGUUACACAAGUUACACACAACAUGCUUAUAGUUUAAAAUUAUGAAGUGCAAAACGGAAUGAUUACGAUAUAGAAAUAUAUUUUUGAUAUGAGGGCAUAGAUUAACUCUUCCUCAACAAAAAGUUGAGUGGCUGUCUUUUUUUCAGCAAACUUAAAGUGAAAUAUUAAACCAUUCUUAAGCGUAAAUAUUAAUAUUUUAUAUCGGGAAAUGCUUGCCAUUUUUUAAAAAAGACUUAUGGGAUUGUUUAAACUGCAGAUGGGAUGUAAAACCCACUUCACCCUGCAGAUGAUAUCUAAAGUCCCUUCAUACUGCACACGGGAAUUAAAGCCCCUAUCAUACUUCAGACGGUAUGUCAAACCUCCUUAUUUCACCUGAUUACGGCACGUCAUCGCAUUUUAAAAAAAUAUUUUUGUAUGUCGACUGCAUCCCAAAGCACCCAGUACUCAUGGCACUAUGUCGCAAGGCAAUCUGUACUCAUAGCAUACUGUCUUAAGGCACUUUGUACUCUUGGCACACUGUCCCAAAGCUCUCCGUGCUCAUGACACUCUGUCCCAAGGCACUCUGUACUCAUGGCACUAUAUUGCAAGGCACUCUGUACACAUGCCACUCUGUCCCAAGACGCUCUGUACUCAUGAAACUCUGUCCCAAGGCACUAUGGACUCAUGGCCUUUUCUCCCAAGGCGCAAUGUACUAAUGGCACUCUGUCCCCCCUCCACUCUGUAAUCAUGAUGCACUGUCCAAAGGCACUUUGUAGUCAUGGCACUCUGUCGCAAGGCACUCUGUAAUCAUGGCACUCUGUCCCAAGGCACUCUGUACUCAUAGUUUUCUUCACGUCAAUCUACACCCGUUUUGCACAUGAAGCCUUUUAGGAAACAAUGUGGACGUUAAUUCUUGUCCAUGCGAGCACUAUUUGAGAUGGUGAGAGACAUAAACCUCUAUUUUGGUUUUUAUUAAAUGAGGACCCAUGUAAUACAGAGAGAGAGAGAGACAGAGUGAGAGAGAGAGAGGGGGAGGGAGGGAGAGAGAGAGAACAAUUUGUUUAAGUCAACGCAUCCAAUAGCUCUAAUGUUGGGACGGCCGCAAAAUCUUUUAAUAAGGCCGCUUUUAAAAUCGCAAAUUAUUUCUGUGAGCAUUUAAAACUUAACAUCAUUUUGAUGGAGUCGGAUGACGGCUCAGAACGUGGCACAGCCGUUUGAUUUAAAUCUCAUUUCCUUCCAUAGGACAGGUGAGCUUGACGUGCACAAGUAGUGGCAGGUGGACACCCAACAGCUUGGUCAACUGUAUCAGGAGAUCUGACCUUGAACGUAUCUCCACUCUGGUAAUUUUAAGUGUUACUUCUGCUACUUCACCGUCUUAAUCAUGUUUAAUCAUGUAAUCUGUAAAUCAAUUAAAGUGGCUGUGGACUUUAAAAAAAAUAUAUAUUCAUUUUAUCUAUAUCCCCCACCAAAAAAAUAAUAAUAAUAAUUGGUAAACAACAAUAUCAAUCGCUAAAAUUUUGCUGACACUCUUCUAAUUUGAUUUUUAUUGAGCCUUCAUCUACCCAAUGUUUUCCAUCUUUUGCACACUUAAAAAUAUUUAAUUAGUUUUAAUAUAAAAUGCUUUGAAAACUGACAAUUUUAAUAAUGAGGGGUGGGGGGUUGGAGAUAAUAACUAGAAAUUUUCACGUCAAAUGAUAUGCUAGAACUAGAUUACUCCACCUAGAACAGCGUUGGGAAAAAUCGGCUGUGGAGCAGCAUGUGGCUGUUUGAACGAAUAAAUGCGGCUGUUUGAACGAGUAAAUGCGGCUCAUUUCAUUCUUAUUCUUGCCCUUGCCUACAGGGGUCUCAAUUAUUUCAUUACUGGCUUAUCCACUCCGACACACUCCUACUGGCAUAUCCACUGUGACACACUCCUACUGGCAAAACGACUGUGACACUCUCCUACUGGCCUUUUCACUGCGACACACUUCUACUGACCUAUUCAAUUGCUACAACGUAUGUUCUGCCCUCGUAAUUGACACUUGGUUUUUUUUUUUUUUUAUAAAAAUUAUUCCUUCCUCUGCAUUUUCUAAAGACUGAGAUUGUGUUCACCAAUCAACACAAUCUGACAGAUGUGCAGAUUUCGGAGCAGGUAGACGCGAUUGCUGCCCGACUGAAUGAUUGUUCUGCCCUCGUAAUUGACACUUGGUUUUUUUUUUUUUUAUAAAAAUUAUUCCUUCCUCUGCAUUUUCUAAAGACUGAGAUUGUGUUCACCAAUCAACACAAUCUGACAGAUGUGCAGAUUUCGGAGCAGGUAGACGCGAUUGCUGCCCGGCUGAAUGACAGCGUCACUGCGAUAGCGGCGGUCAGUUCCGUGGACAUCAAGAUGAGCUUGUGCGUGAUGGACCGACUGAGUCUCACCGUGAGGCAGGCUAACGUGUCUGUUCCCGGAGGCACGUUCAUGGUAAGAUGUAGAGCGCGGUGCCAUCACACAGAAACAGAACUGUGACCUGAUUCUAUAAAGAUUCGUGUACAAAAAAAAAUGUAUUUAUUAUUAUUAUGAAUAUGCAUGGUAAUUUUCGUUUCUUUCUACUGUUCGACCACCAAUGAAGUAUUUCGGAUACAUUUUCGAAUUGUUCCAUCAAAUUGACACAAGAACAGUAUUUAAAAUGUAUGGCGGGGGCAUGGGAAUCAAGACGAGAGUAAAUGCAGAAUUGAAAAUGAAACCAAACAGUCUGGGGAGGGGGGUUUCAGUCAUUUUUCAAUGUUAGUGGGAAUGGUUUUAAAGGGGAUGAUUCUGUUACAGAGGGAGGUAGAGCUUUUUUUAGUGGGCACACAUCCAUGAAAUGUGGGUUAAAGGGGUCGCGUGUUUGACAUAUAUUUCAUAAGUGAAGUAGGUAAUGUUAUGUUAUGGGCAUCCUUCACAAUUAAUAAUGAUAUUACAAAUAUCAAAUCAUAAUGUGCGAUAAAUAAUCGUUAAAAGUUUUGGUUGAAAUUCCCGUAAGUCCUUAUGCCAGUGUAGCACUUGAACGUUUUCUUGUUGAUUUCUCAAAUAGAAGUUGGCGAGUGUCUCCAACGAACUGAUAUCAGCGGACGUGGAAACAUGGCUGGCAUUGGCCAAUGAAACUCAUGAUGAGGGGGCUUCCUUGCUGAGCAUCAUGGACCUCCUGGCCGCCAGCACACUGGACACUGUCAGGAAUGAGUCUUUUCUCGCCAUGGAGAACAUUGGUAUGAAGUAAUUCUCUGGUAAUAGAUAUUCUUAAACAUUGAUCUUUGAGCUUUCAUAUCUAUGUAUAAAUUGGAUCGCAAGUGAUUAAAAAAAUAAGCAUACCUAAUAAAUUAAAACUUUUUUUAAAAAGACACCUGCAAGAAAAUUAAUUUAACGUAACAUUUUUUAAAAUAUUGCGUGUCUAACUUGUAGCCUAUACACAUUCACUCAAUUAUUUCAUAGUCACUACCAUUAUUUGAUAGUCACUACCAUGAUUUGAUUAUCAUUACCGUAAUUUGAUAGUCACUACCAGAAUUUGAUAGUCACUAGCGUAAGUUGAUAGUCCCUAAAAUAAUUUGAUAAUCACUACCAUAAUUUGAUAGUCACUACUAUAGUUUGAUAGCCGAUACCAUAAUUUGAUAGUCACUACCAUAAUUUGAUUGUUAGUAAUGCAAUUCAAAUUUAAAUUUUAAUUAAACAACUAUAUCUAUAUAUGAUAUAAUCAACAACAAAUGAAAACUUCCUAUUUGUUGGUAUUUGAUUUAAUCGUCAAAUCUCUGCAGUUUGUCAUAAUACACAAAUAUAUUUAUUUAUCAAUAAUUUUAUAUAAAUAUAUAUAAUUUUUGGAUAAAAAAGAUUGCAUGCAUAUCCAUUUGCAGCUGUCCAACUGUCAUAUGGAAAUGGGGACAUUCACUUCCCUAACAUUUAUCAACAAUAUCCUUCAAACCAAUGGUUCAAUCUAUCUGGAAAUGCCAUAUUUCUGCCUAAAACUGCUUUUACAGGUGAGUCAACAUUCUGGAAAUGCUACAUUUCUGUCCAAAAUGCUUUUAUUAAUGAGUCAUUUCUUAACUUCUAUUUUAAAAUAAAAUAGUUUACAUAAAACUUAUCUUCCAAUACCCCUGCCUCCACUUGGUAUAUCCAUUGCGACACACUCCUACUGGCCUAUCCAUUGCGACACACUCCUACUGGCCUAUCCAUUGCGACACACUCCUACUGGCCUAUCCACUGCGACACACGCUUUUUGUGCAUCAUUCCGUAAACUACGAUUCAUGUGUGUGUCAUGGAAAUAACACACGUUCCAUUCAUAAAUGAAAAUGAUCGUUUUUGAAACUUGAUGCACCACACUGUAACGUCGUGGGGUUUUUUUCCUCUCUUUAAAACGGUGAAAAUUAGCUAAGUACUUAUUUAUCUAUAAUAACCUUCAUUUACAUAAGGGCUACCCCUAGUGGCAGGCCUAUUUAUCGGGUCUGACUAACUUAACGGUGGAUGUUUCCUCGCACAUAAUUUUUCUCUAAGAUGAAUAUAAAUCUAAAUUUGUUAUCCAUGACAGGUCCGCUAACUUACUCAGUGAUUGAGUACAGAGGUGUUAUCGAGAAGUUUAGGAUUGACCCGGAGCGUCAAAAAAGGUAAGCCUAUUAAGAUAUGGUACUAGAUAUGUGAUGUGUUAUCAAAGGGAAAAGCGUUCAUAUGCAAAAUGUUGUCCAAAUUUCUUGUGAUGUAUUCAAUACAAUAAAUGAGUUCAGCCAUAUCAGUGCACUUAUUUAUUCAACUAUCUAGUUAGAAAAAUGCCCGUUUUGAUGGUAUUGUUGUUUUAAAAUUAUAUUCACUUCAAAUUUUGACUCAUUGACAUAUAGGCCGGGGGGGGGAGGGGGGCGCGCAAUAGUACAAUGCCCCUGCCCCAACCACAUUUUUUAGUUUUUUAUUACUUUUCGCUUCAUUUCUUCUUCAAAGUUCUUCCCCAUGCCACUAAUCAGUGAGAUAUUACACUUCAAGAUCAGUACUAACUUUUUUUUUCUUUAUCAGCUACAGUUCUAUCAUCUAAAACUAUAUGAUAACUAAGCUUUAGUCUAACAUUGUUUAUGUCAAGCAGAUAGCCUAUUAGGAAUAGGGUGCUGCACUUUUGUAAAAUGACGUAUCAUUUUUUUGGUUCUAAAAUCUGGUUUAGAUUUAAUAAAGAGCGGCUCUUUACACUUGGGUCCAAUGUGCUCACGUUGACCGUCAACACGCAGGAGAAGACGAUUCAAUCAAAUGUAAAACUGACCUUCUCGUUGGGAAAUGUGAGUUACCCCCCGCCCCCCCCCCUUUUUUUUUUUUGCCCUUCUUAAAAUGAUCUGUUCGUUUCUUGUUUAAUAAUCGUCAUAUAAGUGAUGUUUCCAUUUUAGAUAAAGCCAUGCUUAGAAAAAGUAAAAGCAACUGUUAAAAAUUUUAAAUGAGAUUUCAACAAUAUUUAUUGAAGCUUAACUUUGUUAGACGUUUUCGUACCGUCCAGCUGGUACACUUUAGGCAAUGAUGGAAUACGUUUCAGAAUUUCUCCGCUAUUUCAUCGAAGCACACCCCAUCAUCAAAGCAGUCAUUAGAAAUGAUCUUUAAGUAAAAGGUAUCUGAAGUACAGAUGUGUUUUAAGACCCUUAAAAGCGUUAACCUAAUUCGUUUCACUCAGACUUUGUUUCCCCCUUUCUUUUAAUUGACCUGUUUUAUUUCACUUUAAUCUUCUACUUGGUAAUAAGAUGAAUGAGACACACACAGAUUUGCGUAAAUAAAACAACAUAUCUCAUGCUUUACCUGUGAUCAAAUGAAACAGAAAUUUAAGCGUUUCGGGUAAUUCAUUUGACAGUACAACAAAAAAUACAUAUACAUUUAAUGAACAUCAUAUGUAAACAUCCUACUCGUACCUAAAAAAAUAUUAAAGAAAAAAAUAAAAAUGGACACAUGUCCAUAACGAAAGUAAUGAUUUGAACAACCGGAAGACAGUAAGUGAAAGGACAAUUUAAAAUACAAACGGGGAAAAAGAACGCUGCAGAAAUUUUUUUUAAAUUUAAAAAAAAAGAAUUUGGUUUGUAUCGUAUGGAAGUCAACAUAACAAAUCUGUUUAUUAAUUUAUUCUCCAUGAUAAAUUGUACACGCUGUGUAAAACGUUGACAGUAAACCAGCGACUGCACUGUCCAAUAAUCCAUUACGGUUAGUAUUGUUGAAAUAUUGAGAAACUGGAAAAAUGGCUUACUUAUAGAGUUUUAACGGGUGUUACCUCAAACGGUCACCAAGACGACAACCUGGCUUCCCCUACCUAUGAUUUUCCACGCUGUUUUUUUUUUUCUCCACUGGAUGGCGUAAAUCAUGUUGCGACUUGUGCAAGUGCAGUCAUAUUUAAUCUACUUAAAAACUUUGUUUGCAGUCUAACCCUCUUAUUGUUAUAAAAUACCGUUUUAUUUCAUGCAUCAAGUAUUUGACACGAUGUGUUCGUUCUCCUAAACCAGGUAACCAAUGACACAACUCCGUACUGUGGGUUCUUGGAUACAUCGGCAAGGUAAGGACAGCUAACAACAGCUCUGAAAAAGAUCCUUUAUAUAUUGUUUCCUAAAUCAAUGAUGCUAUAUAAUAUAUAUAUUUAUUUUUUAAUGGGUCCAUUUGACAUCUUAUUUAAAGGUUCCAGCUUGAUCUUUAUAUAUAUUUUUAAAAAUAUUAUUAUGGGGCCAAGUUUGAAAUUUAUUCACAACCUUACGACACUUAAAUUUAUCAUUUGAUCUAAACAUCACUAAUAUAAUGUACUUACAUUAUACUUCAGUUUAAAGGAGACAAUAUUUAAUGAAAACAUGUACUAACAGUAAUAAAUAUAGCAAGAACAAGUUUGUUAAGUUUAGAUAGAGUCAUCGAUUUGUGGGGGGGGGGGGGGGUGACAUGAUUUUUUGUUAGCAUCGCUGUUCAUAUUUCAGCGAACUGGGAAUAUGGUCAACACGUGGUUGCUUUGUCGAAUCCUUCAUCAACAACACGGUGGUCUGCAGCUGUAACCACCUCACCAACUUUGCUGUGUUGAUGAGUCCUUUUAAGGUGAGUACGAAUGGAUUUCUAUGAGUUACAAAGGGCAAAAAAAAAGUAACUAGUUAUACAAUUAAAUUAGCAGUUCUGACACACAGACACAGAGUAUUGCUGAAAGAACAAAAACACAGAACAGCACAUAUAAUGAGUUGUAUUUUGUUGUUGUUCGGGUGUGUGCAAGUGUAUGUAUUGUCCGGAUGUUAUGAGUUGAAGUCAGGCACGUGAGACUAAUGACUGGGUAUUUUUGUUAAAGAAGAUUUGAUUGAUUUUUGAGGAAGAGAUUGAAAAUUGUAAGCAGAUUUCAUAUUGAAUAGAGUUAAUGCCUUCGUAAGGUUUUUUGUUCGGGAGAGAGGGGAGAUUUUUGUUAGGAGAAAUAAAAAUAUGUGUUUGAUUCUCUGGCUUAAGCUGGCAGUUAAACUCCAAUGCCCUAUCAUAGAAUCAUAAAUACAUUGAACACACAGUCAGCCCGACCAAUAAAAGAAUUUUAGAAUUAAUACUAAAAUAAAAAUUAUACUCUACUAAAAUUAAUUUAGUAAAAAAAAAAAACAAACACUGGAUUUGAUAAUUUCAUUAGCUGAAAAAUGUGAAUAAUUAUUGAACUUUUAGUAGCAGUUUGUUAUCAAUAUUAUUAUUAAAUUGUCAACACACGCAUACUUUCACAAGUCCAAUGUCUAGGGGGUUAGGGGGUCGGCCUUCACCACUCAUGGGAAUAGACGCCCCAGGUGGAUCAAAACUCACAGGGAAUAUAUCAUUAUUAUAAUAUAUAAUAAUUAGGAUUUGGUGUAACUUGUUUUAGGUGAGCACACGUCGUGAGCUGAGCGUCAUCUCCAUUACUGGGUGCAUAAUAUCGAUCACGUGUCUGGCGGCAACAGCCAUAGUAUAUUCUGUUGUAUGGCGGUGAGUUCUUUCUUUUAAUGUAACAAUUUUAAUAUAGAAUGUAUCUUUUUUCCCCCCGGCACGCUCCAUCUUUACACAACAAAAAUUAAAUUAAAAAGCAAUAAAAAGAAGUGUUCUCAUUAUAAAUGUAUGCCUCAAAAUUGAGCUUAUCAUUUUUAUUCACAAAAGUUUUAGUUUACAAAGCAUAUUAUCGGAGAGAGUGCUGCAGGGUAUUCCUUACAUCAUCGUAAGAUGCCCACAGCAGUUGUCGUUAAUGGCUGUAGGUCGUCUUUAUAAUGUUCCUCCAAAACGGUGUAAAAAUGACUUAGUCUCUUAGGAAGUAGGGGGUGUUGCUCAGGAAUGCUAGACUUUUUUGUUUGUUUUUUUGUCUUGUCGUUGUUCAUGGUGAUGAGCUGCAUUAGGCUUUGACUUAUCUACAUUCGGAAAUGUUAAAAAUUGAAAUUGCUUCUGUCGUAUUCCCUUUGAUAAAUACUCAUAGAAGGUCUCCUGAUUAAUUUAUACAGCUACGUUUGUGUGGGAGCUUUAUUAAGAAUUGAAUAGUUUAAGCGGUUUGGUGCGUAUCUUCUUUGUUUGUUUGUUUGUUUGUUUGUUUGGUUUGUUUGUUGUUGUUGUUUUUUUGUGUGUUUUGUUAACAACCACUUAGUAAUAGUAAAACAAAUUUGACGCCAUCCCCACAUGGACGUGUCAUUAAUUUAUUUCCAAAGGCAUGUCAAGAGUGACAGAUCAUUUCUGCACGUUAACCUCAGCGUUUGCCUCAUCGUCGGUUACAUCAUAUUUCUGGUCGGUGUUGAGGAGACCAGCAACAGAGUGAGCAUAUAAAUAUAUACAUUUAAUUAAGUUGACUUUUAAUAUUUAGAAAAAAAAAUAUUAUUUGGUUGAUUUCAAACAUUAAAAAUUAAAAUGUUUCAAAUCUAGUUUUAGUUUGAUUUGUUUCUUGUUCGAUUUUUCUUUGUCACUUUGUCGUUUCUUUCUGGACGUGUUUUUGUUCGUAACAAUCUUUAAGAAUAGUCAGAUGUUGCUGGGUUUUUUUUUUAACUUAUUACAUUGAAUGAUUAAUUUAUUCCAGUAUAAAAUAUCUUUACAACAUUGGCAUGGUAAAACUAUUUAAAAAAAAAAAUAAAAUGUAUACAUCUCCUACGUACAGGUUAAAAAAAUGUUGGUUUUAGAAUCGAAACUUUUUGACCAAUUUUAAUGUUGUUCCACCAAUCUCCUCCCGCCAAGAGUCUUCCCUUGACUUCUGGAAGCCCCCCCCCCCCUUUUUUUUUUCCUAAAAAAAAAUAAAAUGUGUACAUCUCCUACGUCAAGGUUAAAAAAAUGUUGGUUUUAAAAUCAAAACUUUUUAACAAAUUUUAAUUUUUUUCCACCAAUCCCCCCCCCCCAAGAGUCUUCCCUUGACUUCUGGAAGCCCCCCCCCCCCUUUUUUUUUUCCCUGCAACGUUUUGCUUAUGUUUUCCUUGCAUUCAAAUUUGAUGGUUUAUUAGUAUUUUUUAACAUUACAACUUUGGUCCGCUUAACUAUCUCAGGCCCCUUGCAGCCGCAGGUGAUGCAGCACCCACGCUACCACUCUCCCCCCACUUUAAUUACAACUAAAAGCAUGAUUGUAAACGCUUUAGUGCUCCGCAUUUUUUUUUAAAUAUAAUUUUAGCAAUUCCACAAAAUAGAGGAAUAAUUUAACAAUACAUUACUGACUGAUUUUCCCUCAUACCCCACACCCAUUUACAGGCUGGGUGCACUGUCGUGGCCGUCCUGCUCCACUACUUCUGUCUGACGGUGUUCAUGACCAUGUUGGCCGAGGGCCUGGAGAUCUACAAGUCGGUGAUUUACGUCUUUGACAAACGAUCCCUGCUGAAAAUAUUACUUCCUGUUAUAUAUGGUUUGUGAUACAAACUGAAAUUAUUUCGCAUAUAUUUCUAUUCUAAAAAUUUCAAUUUGACACCCCACACACUAUUAAGCAGACAGGUAUAGACAUGGAGACAGAGAGAGAUAGGGAGGCAGGUAUGGACAGAGAGAGAUAGGGAGGCAGGUAUGGACAGAGAGGGAUAGGGAGGCAGUGAUGUUCAGGGAGAUAUAGAUCAAUCAAAUUUUUUUUUUAAUUAUUGGAUAUCCCACAAGUUAAAAAAAAAAUACAAAUAAUUUCCGAGAUCAAUAAAUGUGCGGGCGAUAUUCCACGAACAAAGGGGAAAUACUUUCUUUUUAUAAAACUACAGCAUUUAAUUUUUAUUUAUCUCUAUUACACACAGUUUAUAUAUCUUUAGAAAAUACUCUCUAUAUAUAUAUGUUUUUGUAUAUGCAGGAUAUACAGUUUAUUUAUCUUUAUUAUAUACAGUUUAUAUUUCUUUAGAAUAUACCGUUUAUAUAUCUUUGGUAUACAUAUUUUUAUUCAAAGUUAAACAAAUGGCAUAGUGUUUAUUUCACAAAACAUACAUUUAUAAGCAUUGGCCUCCCCCCCCCCCACAGGUGUUCCAGUAGUAAUAGUUGGUAUAACACUGGCCGUCACGAAGUGGAAAGCUUACACCUCUAAACACCUGUAAGUGUGUUCAAUAUUUAAGGACAUGUGUCAGUAAAAAUGCAUUUCAUUGCUGCUUUAUAUUGCCAACAUGAUGUUUAGAAAAAGACUUGCACAUAAUUUUUUUGGUUGCUUUUAAAUUGUUAAACUUGACUUUGGUAUGCCCACCAAAGGGAGCUGGAAGGCUUUAAGUCUCUCAAGACUAAUACAACGACUAUGGGGCCCUUGGUACCCUAAUUUAAUAAGUUUGAGAACCCCAGAUCACGUUUCAAAUCUGUUCAGUUACAAGCCAGCUGUCUUUUUAAUUAAUUCACACUAAAAGGAGGGUGUUUUUUUUCCACCUCUUCCAUACUUUUCGAUUUCCUAGAAGACAGUGUCGUAACCAUUUUUAGCCACAUCAGCUGCAAUGAUAGCUUUUUGUUGCUUUUCAAAAUUGUACCAACGGUCAACUUAGGCAUCCCAAAAAUGUACCAUCAGUAAUGUUUUUCAGUUGCUGGCUGCCAGUGGACAAGGGUGUCAUCUGGGCAUUUGUUGCGCCUGUUCUCUUCAUACUUCUGGUAUUAUGUGGUUAUAUUUUGUUUUCAUUAAAUUUCUUACAUAUUACGAUAGGGACUAAUAAUAUUGUUAAAUUGUAUGUAGAAAAGUGCUGAGACAAAGAUGAGAAAAAAAAUCCGUUAGUCAAUUAAUUUUUCAUUUCUUUUUUCCCCUUUUAAUUUUAUCAUAUAUGAGAUCGGAAACGAUAGGACAUUUAGAAUUUUUAAAAAUUAAACCAAUGUAGCGAAAUCGACAGUUUGAUAUGCUAAGCUUUCGCUUUAAGACCAGUAAUACAUAUGUUACCAUUUGAUAGAUCAACCUGGGGAUAUUGAUGUACAUUGUACGUGUGAUGCAGUCAAGAAAGUAUAUGAGCAAUAAAAAUAUAGAGCAGAGGACAAGGUAACGCUAUUUUAAGUUAGUGAACACAAUAGUUAGCAAAUAUCGCAUGUAAGCUUUUAGUGAACAAAACUGUUGGCAAAUAUCACAUGUAAACUUUUAGUGAACAAAACUGUUGGCAAAUAUCACAUGUAAACUUUUAGUAAACAAAACUGUUGGCAAAUAUCACAUGUAAACUUUUAGUGAACAAAACUGUUGGCAAAUAUCAUAUGUAAACUUUUAGUGAACAAAACUGUUGGCAAAUAUCACAUGUAAACUUUUAGUAAACAAAACUGUUGGCAAAUAUCACAUGUAAACUUUUAGUAAACAAAACUGUUGGCAAAUAUCACAUGUAAACUUUUAGUGAACACAAUUGUUAGCAAAUAUCACAUGUAAGCUUUUAGUGAACAAAACUGUUGGCAAAUAUCACAUGUAAACUUUUAGUAAACAAAACUGUUGGCAAAUAUCACAUGUAAACUUUUAGUGAACAAAACUGUUGGCAAAUAUCACAUGUAAACUUUUAGUGAACACAAUUGUUGGCAAAUAUCACAUGUAAGCUUUUAGUGAACAAAACUGUUGGCAAAUAUCACAUGUAAACUUUUAGUAAACAAAACUGUUGGCAAAUAUCACAUGUAAACUUUUAGUGAACAAAACUGUUGGCAAAUAUCACAUGUAAACUUUUAGUGAACAAAACUGUUGGCAAAUAUCACAUGUAAGCUUUUAGUGAACAAAACUUGUGGCAAAUAGCACAUUUAAGCUUGAAUACAUCAAUACAACAUGCUCAGAUACCCCCAGAAUGCAAGAACCCAUUAGUAUCUUACGAUAAUUCUUCUUUUUUUGUGUAACCUUAUGAGGAGUCCCAUCUUCAAAAAAAAAAAAGAGGUAGGGAGGGGAUGCUAUACAAUUAUUUACCAUGGUAUUUGCAUAGUUUUUAUUUUGUCUUUGUCUUUUUAAAGUAGUCUUUGUAUCUCCUUUUGAAUAGGUCCGUUAUCCGUGCAGUUUUUAUGCUGUCUCCCAUCCUGGGUGUCACGUGGAUAUUCGGUGUGUUCUCUGUUAAUGAAGAUCUGGUUGUGUUCCAAUACAUAUUCGCCAUUUUGAAUUCUUUACAGGUGAGAAUAUUACACAAAGCAUUCAUAAAAAAAAAGGGCAGGUGAAGUACUAACCCAAACCUUAUUUUAAAAAUAAUGUCAUACUAAAAAUAAAUAAUGAAGAAUAUGAAGUCUCAAUCCAUUAAAAUAUACAUUGAAUUUCUUUUAACGAGAUGGGAUAGAGGGCAUGUCCCAUGCUCUAACAUCUUUUCCCCCUUUAUCAACAACAUUUGAGUUAUAUUUGUAACAGAUCUUAAAGGUCUUCUGGAUGUGAUCUAAACAGUACAACGUAUUUAAUCUGUUUCAGGGUCUCUUUGUGUUCAUCUGUUUCUGCAUUAUGUCCCCUCAGGUAAUAUCUAACAAUUUUAUUAUGUGGAAAUUUAAAAAACAAAACCGAACAUAAAUUGAGGUGCUUAAUUUUAUUUUAACAAGUUUGAAAUUUUAAACUGUACCUUAUACAAGUAAUUAAUCCUUCCUGUGCUCAUUAGCGGAUCCCACACUGUCUUUAUAUAAUUAUAGAUAUCAGUUUAAUAUAAAUUGUAAAAAAAAAAAAACGUUUCUGCUUUUGUUAUUUCCAAAUUCUGACACACUUCAGUUUUAAUAUUCUACCGUCAUAAAAUAGUUUUAAAUUUAUGAAGAUGUAUUAGAGAAAUUUACAAAAACGACCAGUUAUAACAUGUUAGUCAUCCCCCCCCCCCCUCCCAAUUCCCCUAGAAAUUUUAUUUGAUGACAAUUUAUAAACAGAGAAGAAAAACGCUGAAAAUGUGUUUGAUGUAAAUCUUCGUUAAACGUUUAUUUCAUAAAUAUGCUUCAAAAGGUUAAAUAUGCGUGUCUACAGAUUCGUGAAGGAAUUUAUGCCACGAGAAAAAGCUAUAGAAGAAAAUCGAUUGAGAAAGGCAAAGGGAUGCUGAGUCAGUCAAUUUUUGUGAGUAACAUGGUAGAUAAAGAAAAACGUAAGCACACGUUAAAAGAUAAUGAAACAGCACAUGUCAUAUAUUCCAUUACCAAUUGACUGUCCUGGGAAGGAAAGAACUAGUUUAUAAUAUAUAUGUAUAUAUUAUAUAUAUAUAUAUAUAUAUAUAUAUAUAUAUAUAUAUAUAUUAUAUAUAUAUUAUAUAUAUAUAAAUAUGUGUGUGUUUAUUAAUUGUAUCUUGUAUUUACUAAAUUAUAACAAUUUCAUUUCCGAUCUCAUACAUUGUCUCUUUAAAUGCUUUAGUCACUGAUGAUUGUUAAUGUAAAAAUAUUAAGUUAUACAUAGCAAUUAUUAUAUUAUGGACUUUUAAACACACCAGCCCAUAUAUUUACUCGAGUUGAAAGUUAUUGCUGGGAUGGGGGAAUAUUUGACUAGAUUUAAGCGAAGAUUCUUUAUGCUUCCUUAAUUCCUAUAUCACUGUGACUUGGAAGUAAGUUGGUAGACACUUGCCACUCACGGAUAUAUUGUGCCAUUGUUAUUCUCUGUUUGUAUAUGCCUUCAACACCAGCCAGGUUUCUUCAUGCCACCUUGUUCUAUAAAUGCUAUUUCAUGAAGUUCAAUAUAAAUAAAAUUAUGUCCAUUCAAAAGAUAUAUAUAUAUUACAUAAUAUUGUGUUGAUGAUGCAAAAAUUAUUUUUAUAUUUUCUGUAGAGACACUCAGAAAAAUCUAAAGAUAUAGCAAAGGAAGACGAAUCCAGUUCAACAUUAAAAGUAAGAUUGUUAGGAUUAUCUUUUCUUGUUUUUUUUCUUUGUUUUUUUUUAAAAUUCCCCUAUCAUUUAGAGACAAGAAUGAAUCAUCGUAAGAACUGAGCGAACAACCCACAAACCAGAUACAGGUUACAUCAUAAACACCUAGUGAAAUAAUAAUUCCAAAUAGUUAUAUGUGCCUAUGCCUUUACUAAAUUAUAAUACUUAUUUUCUCUUCACAGGCUUCAAAUGGAAAGCAAGAAUUCUUACAGAGGUUGUAGAGUCGAUGCUAUCGUACGAGGUGUGUGGUUGUGAUUUGUCUGGCCUACUGCUAUACGCCAAUAAUGAAUUUUUCUUGCUCAAGUAUAGAAAAGAUUUCUCCAUUUAUUGCAUUUUUUUGUGUGCAAAUCAAUGUAAUUCCCAAUUGUAUAACAGGUGUAUAGAUAUAAUUUCUGCAUCUUUGCAUCUGCCAGUGAUCUCCAAUUUCCUCCAGCUUGAUAUGUUGUUGUAUUUGUAUAUAUGAAUGAUGUAAAUGUUAAAUGCUGCAUUCUUACACCAAUAUAAAAAAUGACAACAUUUUAUAGUGUUUCCUCUGUUUGUCCAAUCUCUCGUUCUCUUCCUUACUCGCACUCUUUCUUUGAUCUCUAUCUUUCUCUCUUCUCCCUCUCUCUCUCUUGACAUAUACAAAAUUAUAUUUCACAUACAAGGAGAGAACUACACAAAGAACUGAUUUUUGUUCAAAAUUUCUUUAAUACACAAUGUUUUGGGGUUUAAAUGUGUUAUCUCCUUGCUUAUCUAUUUCAAUCUUCACAUAAAAAUGAUCGCCUUUUUAAGUUCAACAUACACAUAUCAUUAAUGCAUUUAUGACAGCACUGUGGUGGAUCGGUGGAUCAGUGGCAUUAAAAUGGUUUCUAAACAUGUAAAACUUGUGUGAUGCUGCACUAUUAAUUGAUCCCCUAAUGGAUCGGACUGUGGUGAAAGCAAUAGCCGUGCGCACCAAUCAUACUUCAUUUAACA
Lymnaea stagnalis (great pond snail) is the source of this 20494-nucleotide messenger RNA. NCBI's taxonomy places the organism in Eukaryota, Metazoa, Mollusca, Gastropoda, Lymnaeidae. The record is from the annotation of a GenBank genome assembly.